Messenger RNA from Gongylonema pulchrum, 324 nucleotides. Lineage: Eukaryota; Metazoa; Nematoda; Chromadorea; Rhabditida; Gongylonematidae. The record is from the annotation of a GenBank genome assembly.
AUGUUUUUACCGCAUAAAAGCACGGAACUAACUGUCCUGCGUUUCACUCCGUUGGAAGAGCAGAGCUAUUGUAAUGCACUAGCGUUUUGUCGUUCGAAAGUACGGACGAUGCCUCCUUAUUUGCGGGAUUUGGAUGGGCCAAUUUCGUCGUUGCAUGAACAAGACUUCGAGAAAUUAAUGGAACCGUUGCAGUCACUUCGUAAAUUUAUCAUUUUUCCAGGGCUUCUGUUCCCAGAGACAAGACAUCUUAUCAGUACGGAGGAAAAUUUGCACGAACAACUGUUCCGAGCCAAAAGUUUAGUAAUCGAAAAUCAACAUCGAGAA